CGUGCCUCUGCAGACUGGGGCUGACUUGCUGGGAGUGUGUGUGAGAGGGGCAGCUGGCGGUCUGUGCUCUGCUCGGCUCACUGCUAGCAAUGGCGCUGCGAGCUGGCCAGCUCUUUUCUCCGUGUCUACUCGCGGUGGCUUUGUUACUGCUCGCCAGCGGACCACAGUCUGUGCUUUGUUGUCCGAGUCGCUGUUUAUGUUUCCGAACCACCGUGAGAUGUAUGCAUCUAAACUUGGAAACCGUACCAGCAGUUUCUCCUCAGACCACCAUUCUAGACCUGAGGUUCAACAAAAUCAAGGAUUUACAACCAGGUUCUUUCAGACGGUUAAAGAACCUCAACACACUCCUCCUCAACAACAAUCAUAUACGAAGGAUCCCCAGGGGGGCAUUUGAAGACCUGGAAAACCUCAAAUAUCUCUAUUUGUACAAGAAUGAAAUCCAAUCAAUUGACAGACAAGCAUUUAAGGGACUUGUCUCUCUUGAGCAACUGUACCUGCACUUCAACAACAUUGAGUCUUUGGAACCUGAAUCAUUCACUCACCUACCAAAGCUGGAACGACUGUUUUUGCACAACAACAGAAUCACCCAGCUCGUCCCGGGAACCUUCUCUCAUCUUCAGGCCAUGAAGCGAUUGCGACUGGAUUCCAAUGCAUUAAACUGUGACUGUGAGCUGCUGUGGCUGGCUGACCUGCUGAAGCAGUAUGCUGAGUCGGGGAAUGCCCAGGCUGCUGCCACCUGCGACUACCCCAGCCGCCUGCAGGGCAGAUCAGUGGCAACACUCACCGCUGAGGAGCUUAACUGUGAGGUACCCAGGAUCACCUCAGAGCCCCAGGAUGUUGAUGUUACAUCAGGGAACACCGUCUACUUCACCUGUAGAGCCGAAGGCAACCCUAAACCACAGAUCAUCUGGCUCAGGAACAACAAUGCUCUCAACAUGCGCGAGGACAGUCGUCUGAACCUGCUGGAAGACGGAACGCUGAUGAUCCAGGACACCAGGGAGACAGACCAGGGAGUCUACCAAUGCAUGGCCAAAAAUGUGGCCGGUGAAGUCAAGACUUCACAGGUCACGCUACGAUAUUUUGGAGCCCCCUCUCGGCCAAGUUUUGUGAUCCAGCCCCAGAACACUGAGGUGCUGGUGGGAGAGAGUGUGACCCUGGAGUGCAGCGCCACAGGACAACCGCAGCCUCGGGUCUCUUGGACAAAAGGCGAUCGGACACCACUGCCCAAUGACGCCCGCAUCAACAUCACUCCCUCCGGAGGGCUUUAUAUCCAGAACGUGGACCAGGCUGACGGUGGACAGUAUACCUGUUUUGCUUCAAAUAAUGUUGAUACUAUACACGCAACUGCAUACAUCAUAGUACAAGCGAUCCCCCAGUUCACGGUCACGCCACAAGACCACUCAGUCCUGGAGGGUCACACAGUGGACUUCUCCUGUGAGGCGACCGGUUAUCCCCAGCCGGUGAUUGCCUGGACACGUGGGGGCAGUCCAUUACCCCUAGAUCGCCGUCACGUGGUCCUGUCUUCCGGUACCCUCCGCAUCACCAGGGUGGCGGCCCAUGAUGAGGGCCAGUAUGAGUGCCAGGCAGUCAGCCCUGUGGGGACUGUGCGCACCGCUGUGCAGCUCAGCAUCCAGCAAAGAGUAACGCCUGUUUUCACAAAUGCUCCAAGGGACCUGACGGUGGAGUCUGGCCAGGACGUCCAGAUUCCCUGCAGUGCCCAGGGCCAGCCACAGCCUGUCAUCACCUGGAACAAGGAUGGUGUACAGGUGACAGAGAGUGGCAAGUUCCACAUCAGCUCUGAGGGUUAUUUAGAGGUGAAGGACGUGGGCACUGCCGAUGGUGGACGCUACGAGUGUGUCGCUCGCAAUCCCAUCGGGUACCAGGUGGCCAGUAUGGUUCUCACUGUCACAGUUCCUGCAGUCAGCAGAGAAGGAGACACCUUUGUGAGCACCUCCAUAGAGCAAGCCAUCCGGAAUGUGGACAGUGCUAUUGAGUCAACAAGGAGACGUCUCUUUGAUGGUCAGCCUCGUACCCCAGGAGAGCUGCUAGCUCUUUUCCGGUAUCCACGUGACCCCUACACAGUGGAGCAGGCGCGUGCUGGGGAGAUCUUUGAGCAGACUCUUCUGCUCAUCCAGAACCACGUCAACCAGGGUCUCAUGGUGGACACCAACGGCACCGCAUUUCGCUACAACGACUUGGUGUCCCCACACUUUCUGGAUGUGAUCGCCAACCUGUCUGGCUGCACAGCCCACCGUCGCUUCAACAACUGCUCUGAUAUUUGCUUCCACCAAAAGUACCGCAGCCACGACGGCACCUGCAACAACCUGCAGCACCCUAUGUGGGGCGCCUCACUCACUGCCUUCGAACGACUUCUGAAGUCAGUCUAUGAUAAUGGCUUUAACUUGCCAAGAGGUGCUACUGAGCAGCUGCAUAAUGGAUACAGGUUGCCUCUGCCGAGGUUGGUGUCCACCACCAUGAUUGGUACAGAAACCAUCACUCCUGAUGACCGCUACACGCACAUGCUGAUGCAGUGGGGUCAGUUCCUGGACCAUGACUUGGACUCGACAGUGGCGGCUCUCAGUCAGUCGCGGUUCUCCGACGGCCAGCUGUGCACUCAGGUCUGCACCAAUGACCCACCAUGCUUCCCAAUCCAGUUCCCACCCAAUGACCCACGGCAGCUGCGAAGUGGGGCCCGCUGCAUGUUCUUUGUCCGCUCCAGCCCCGUGUGCGGCAGUGGGAUGACUUCUCUUCUCAUGAACAGUGUAUACCCAAGAGAGCAAAUCAAUCAGCUGACCUCUUACAUCGAUGCUUCAAAUGUCUACGGCAGCUCACGCCAUGAAUCUGAGGAAAUCCGCGACUUAGCCAGCCAAAGGGGUCUGCUCCGGCAAGGUAUCAUCCAGCGAACAGGGAAGCCUCUUCUGCCGUUUGCCACUGGACCACCCACUGAGUGUAUGAGGGAUGAAAAUGAGAGUCCAAUUCCAUGUUUCUUAGCUGGAGAUCACCGUGCCAAUGAGCAGCUUGGUCUGACUGCCAUGCACACGGUAUGGUUCAGGGAGCACAACCGCAUAGCCACAGAGCUACUGAGACUGAAUCCCCAUUGGGAUGGGGACACCAUCUACCAUGAGGCCAGGAAGAUAGUGGGGGCCCAGAUGCAGCACAUCACCUACAGUCAUUGGUUGCCAAAGAUCCUGGGUGAGGCAGGCAUGAAGAUGAUGGGGCCAUACACCAGUUACAACCCCAAUGUUAACACUGGCAUCCUCAAUGCUUUCGCCACUGCUGCUUUCCGCUUCGGGCACACCCUCAUCAACCCAAUACUCUACAGGUUAGACGAGGACUUCCAGCCUAUCCCCCAGGGACACAUCUCUCUGCAUCGUGCCUUCUUCUCCCCGUUCCGCAUUGUGAACGAGGGCGGAAUUGACCCACUCCUUCGUGGGCUCUUUGGCGUCGCUGGUAAAAUGCGGGUGUCCACACAACUGCUGAAUACAGAGCUGACGGAGAGGUUGUUCUCUAUGGCCCACGCUGUGGCUCUGGAUCUGGCUGCUAUGAAUAUACAGAGAGGAAGGGAUCAUGGAAUGCCACCGUACAAUGAUUACAGGACCUUCUGUAACCUGACCUCGGCUCGGACGUUUGAUGACCUGAGGAAUGAAAUUAAGAAUCCUAGUGUCAGAGAGAAACUGCAGAGGCUGUACGGCACUCCUCUAAACAUCGAUCUGUUCCCUGCACUGAUGGCUGAAGACCUGGUCCCUGGAAGUAGAGUGGGGCCCACCCUCAUGUGUCUGCUGGUAACUCAGUUCAAGCGCCUGCGGGAUGGAGACAGGUUCUGGUAUGAAAACCCAGGCGUGUUCACUCCUGCCCAGCUGACCCAGUUGAAGCAGGCCUCCCUGACACGGGUGCUGUGUGACAACGGGGACAAUAUCACACGCAUCCAGCAAGACGUCUUCAGGGUGGCCGAGCUCCCCCACGGCUACGGCAGCUGUGAUGACAUCCCUCAGAUUGACCUGCGCAUGUGGCAGGACUGUUGUGAAGACUGCAGAACCAAGGGUCAGUUCAAUGCCCUGUCAUACCACUUUAGAGGACGCAGAUCAGCUGAGCACAGCUACAAAGAGGAAAGACCUGCCAACAGCGUCCAGGAGAACAGCCCAGUGGAGGAAGCUCUAGAAAGUCUUGUAAAUGUUACUGUGACCUCCAAAAAAAGCACUGAACCCUCAAUCAGCGACUUCCAGGACUUUGUCUCCGACAUGCAGAAGACAAUCACAAGUUUACGAAAGCAGAUUAAAAGACUGGAGGCCCGUCUGAGCAAGACUGACUGCACUGAUAAUGAGGGACGUGAGCGAACAGAUGGAGAGCGGUGGAAAAAGGACUCCUGCACCAUAUGUGAAUGCAGAGACAACCAGGUGACCUGCUUUGUGGAGUCUUGUCCACCAGCUGAGUGCAAACGGCCCGUCAAACUAAAAAGCGCCUGCUGCCCAGUGUGCCUUCAACACGCAGAUGUUAAGGAGCAGCAAAAAGCAGACACCCGCCACAAAUAACCCUCAGGACCCCCCGACAAACACACUCUAGUGGCUGAGAGUCACACACUCACACACAGACAUCCAGAGAGAGGAUGGGACUCAUGAAGGUGUGCCAAUCCACAGCCACCAAUAGCCUCGAUAGACCCAAUAGCCUCAGUUCUUGUUUUGUUUCAUUUUGUAUUCUUUUUCGUUGAUUGGGGGAGGGGGGUGAUUUUAUUUUUAUUUUUUAUUUUCGGAUUGUUGCCCCCACCAGGGCCAGCAGCCUGAGGCUCAGUUUGAAAUCCUCUGGAAACCAGCCAGCGAUCACUAAAUGGAUUUAUUUCUGAACCCGACGGGUGGAUGGAUGGAUGAAUGGGUGGAUUGUAAACACGACGGACAAACCUCGUCUCCUUGCUCGGAGUCCAUUGAGGCUUCUGAAGUGUAACAAACAGCCACUGUGUUUGCUCUCCUGCGACUAACACUUGGUGACAAAACGCAGGGCCACUUGCCGUCGACAAGCAGGAAAGGGAAGUAGAAUAAAAGGCGGCAGCCAUUUUGUUGUCUCACAAAAGUUUCUCAGGUUAGAGAUGCCGAAAACUGGUGCUAUUUCCCCCCCUCCUUUUUUUUUUUUUUAUUA
Messenger RNA from Epinephelus fuscoguttatus (brown-marbled grouper), 5127 nucleotides. RefSeq names its product peroxidasin. The transcript is spliced from 23 exons. Bases 90 to 4529 code for a protein of 1479 amino acids. The record is from RefSeq and is a predicted model, not a curated record. Gene Ontology annotation, molecular function: heme binding; protein binding; peroxidase activity. Gene Ontology annotation, biological process: response to oxidative stress. Lineage: Eukaryota; Metazoa; Chordata; Actinopteri; Perciformes; Serranidae.